This is a messenger RNA of Coffea eugenioides, 1857 nucleotides long. Its product is annotated as peptidyl-prolyl cis-trans isomerase CYP38, chloroplastic. NCBI's taxonomy places the organism in Eukaryota, Viridiplantae, Streptophyta, Magnoliopsida, Gentianales, Rubiaceae. The record is from RefSeq and is a predicted model, not a curated record. The transcript is spliced from 7 exons. Bases 263 to 1624 code for a protein of 453 amino acids. Gene Ontology annotation, molecular function: peptidyl-prolyl cis-trans isomerase activity. Gene Ontology annotation, biological process: protein peptidyl-prolyl isomerization.
UGGUCCGGAUGAUCUUUCAAAACACCCCAAACCUUAUCUCCUGUACACCAAUCCCUAUCACUCUCCUUUCUUCCCAGCAUAUCCACAAUCCCUUUUCCCAAACCGUAUAGUGCGCAGCCGAACAAGCCGCAGUAGGCUAGUGGAAUUUCAAUUUGCCACUUCCCCCGUUGUGUUUCAUUCGGACCAAGAGCCUACUACUGGAUGCGGGUAUUCUUCUUCUUCUGUUAAAUUACGCGCUGCCAAUAGCUGGACUCUAACUUCAAUGGCAGCCAUCAUUUCCUGCCACCAAUAUUCUUUUGUUGCCACAUCUCCCCUUAAAAAAUCUGUUCACCAUAAGCUCUCCUCUACUGCUACUCGCACUAACUUCCACUUUGCUCCCUCUCCUAACAAUGCUCCCAUUCAACCGCUAAAGCCCUUAUGCUGCUCCCAAACCCCACCUCCAUUUCGGUCUCCUCCUAAGCAGGAAAACUGGUUCUUCCCAUCUCUAAAGGGAUGCGCGAUCUCUAUAGCAUUAGCAGUUGGGUUGUUAACUGGGGUGCCAGCAUUGGCCAAUACUACCAGCAAUCCAGCAUUGCCAGAUGUAUCGGUUUUGAUCUCUGGACCGCCAAUUAAGGACCCCGGGGCGCUCUUGAGGUACGCACUGCCCAUUGAUAACAAGGCUAUUAGGGAAGUUCAGAAGCCGCUUGAAGAUAUUACAGACAGCCUCAAGCUUGCUGGUGUCAAGGCCCUCGACUCUGUUGAAAGAAAUGUCAGACAAGCAUCUCGGGCUCUCAAGCAGGGUAGAACUGUGAUUGUGUCAGGAUUAGCAAAAUCUAAGGUUGACCAUGGCAUUGAAAUGCUUAACAAACUGGAGGCUGGGAUGGAAGAACUUGAACAAAUUAUUGAGGACAGGAAUCGGGAUGCUGUAUCCCCUAAGCAAACGGAACUGCUCAACUAUGUGGGAGGUGUUGAAGAAGACAUGGUAGAUGGCUUUCCAUAUGAAGUACCAGAAGAAUAUCAGAAUAUGCCUUUACUGAAAGGGAGAGCAGCUGUGGAUAUGAAGGUCAAGGUGAAAGACAAUCCCAGCCUGGAUGAAUGCAUAUUUCGUAUUGUUCUGGAUGGUUAUAAUGCCCCAGUAACUGCUGGGAAUUUUGUAGACUUGGUAGAGAGGCAUUUUUACGAUGGCAUGGAGAUUCAGAGAGCGGAUGGAUUUGUAGUUCAAACAGGAGAUCCAGAAGGCCCUGCUGAUGGUUUCAUUGACCCAAGUACAGAAAAGACCCGUACAAUACCUCUGGAAAUUAUGGUGAAUGGAGAGAAAGCACCUUUUUAUGGAGCCACUCUGGAAGAAUUAGGUCUUUACAAGGCUCAGACUAGGCUUCCUUUCAAUGCCUUUGGAACAAUGGCGAUGGCUAGGGAUGAGUUUGAGGACAAUUCUGCUUCAAGCCAAGUAUUUUGGCUAUUGAAAGAAAGCGAACUAACUCCCAGCAACGCAAACAUUCUGGAUGGCCGCUAUGCAGUAUUUGGUUACAUAACAGAAAAUCAGGAUUAUUUGGCAGAUCUCAAGGUAGGAGACGUUAUAGAGUCAAUUCAAGUGGUCUCUGGUCUGGAUAAUCUUGUCAAUCCAAGCUACAAGAUUGCUGGUUAGAUGUCCCUGUUUGUUUGUUUUGGAAGGACAAAUAAUCCGCAACGGAUCGGUCCGGAGUCAUUUGGGAAGGACAAAAUAUUUCACUAUGGAUCAGUGCGGAGUCACUUGGGAAUUUGUUUGAUAUCCAUUUUAGGUCGUUUGUAUUCAAAUGAUUUUGUUGUAUUCUUUUAAUAAUAGAGAGUUAAUAUUGGAGUACUGCGUAUUCAAUAAUAUCAGUACAGAUUAGUUUAAAA